CUCUUCAAGGUGCUGGUGAUCGGGGAGCUGGGCGUGGGUAAAACCAGCAUUAUCAAGCGAUACGUGCACCAGCUCUUCUCCCAGCACUACCGGGCCACCAUCGGGGUGGAUUUCGCGCUCAAAGUCAUCAACUGGGACAGCAAGACGCUGGUGCGGCUGCAGCUCUGGGAUAUAGCAGGCCAGGAGCGCUUUGGAAAUAUGACCAGAGUAUACUACAAAGAGGCAGUUGGUGCUUUUGUGGUCUUUGAUGUCACAAGAGGCUCCACUUUUGAGGCUGUUUCAAAAUGGAAGCAUGAUUUGGACAGUAAAGUAUUACUUCCCAAUGGCAGCCCCAUCCCUGCUGUUCUUCUUGCAAACAAGUGUGACCAGAAGAAAGACGGCAGCCAUAAUCCCUCUCAAAUGGACCAGUUCUGCAGAGAAGGUGGUUUUGUUGGAUGGUUUGAAACAUCUGCCAAGGACAACAUCAACAUAGAUGAAGCUGCUCGAUUCUUGGUGGAAAACAUCCUUGCCAACUACAAAACCUUUCCUAAUGAAGAGAAUGAUGUGGGGAAACCAAAACUGGACCUAGACCCAUUGAAAGCAGAGAGUAAAUCACAGUGCUGCUAAAGCUACCACUGUUCAGUAAAUGUGAUGGGAUAAGCAGCGAGACUGUUCCUUAAAUCAAACUGCUGCUAUGGUGCUGCAUUGUGACAAUCCAUAUGGGGUGUCUGGUAUUAUCUGAAUAGGUGAUUCUUGUGGGUGUUUACAUAUUCUUGUUUAGCAUGAAACUGAGUAUCUUGCGUUAUCACUCCACUUUCUUGAGUGGCUACACCUAAAUCUGAUUAGUAUCUUCUUACUUGAGAACAUAAGGUAGUGUUUACACUUUUAGAAAGGAUCAAAGACAACAUUCAGUGUCUAGUUUGCUUCUAGGACAUAUGCUACAUUCCAAAUAGGACUCAUUCAUCAUGGUUUUAGCUGAACAGACACUUGCACCUUU
Messenger RNA from Leptosomus discolor (cuckoo roller), 976 nucleotides. RefSeq names its product RAB32, member RAS oncogene family (gene RAB32). Lineage: Eukaryota; Metazoa; Chordata; Aves; Leptosomiformes; Leptosomidae. The record is from RefSeq and is a predicted model, not a curated record. Gene Ontology annotation, biological process: phagosome-lysosome fusion; endosome to lysosome transport. Gene Ontology annotation, molecular function: GTPase activity; GTP binding. Gene Ontology annotation, cellular component: phagocytic vesicle; trans-Golgi network; late endosome.